Chrysemys picta bellii (western painted turtle) is the source of this 2311-nucleotide messenger RNA. NCBI's taxonomy places the organism in Eukaryota, Metazoa, Chordata, Testudines, Emydidae. The record is from RefSeq and is a predicted model, not a curated record.
CCGCAGUCGGUGUCUGUGCAGGAAGGUCUCUGCGUUCUCGUCCCCUGCAACUUCACGUACCCAGCCUCGUAUGACACCGACAACCCCUCGGCCCAGCUAGACAUACAAUGGUACAAGGAGCCUGCUACUGUGGGCCAGGAUCCUCCUGUGGCCAGCAGUCUCUCCAGCGCUGGGGUGUCGCAGGAGACCCAGGGCCGGUUCCGGCUGACGGGGGAUCCAGCGAACGGCGAUUGCUCCCUGCAAAUCAAUGAUGCCCGACGGAUGGAUGCGGGGAUUUAUAUCCUUUCCAUCGAGAAAGGCUCAUUUGAACACACUUACCGCUCCAAUGCCGAUGUCACUGUCCCUGCGCUCACGAUCUCCGUGCCAGGGCUGAUGGAGGAGCCAGAGAUCCAGAUCUCACCGGCACGGGGGAUGCCAUGGAUGCUGGUGGCUGGGGAGCCAGUGACUAUAACCUGCACGGCCCCUGGGCGCUGCUACGGGACCCCUCCCCGAGUCGCCUGGACGGGGCCGUUCAAUGACACAGCCCAGAACGUCUCAGCCGAGCUGGCAAAUGGCACCUGGGCCCACAGCUCCGUGUUCCGCUUCACACCCACCCUGGGAGAUAAUGGCAAAGAGCUCGUCUGCAACAUCACCUACUACCCACCACAGGGACCUUCCACCACCAGAACCAUCCGGCUCCACGUCAGCUGUUCGAAGGAUCCUGGCAACACGGUGAUCAUCGGGACGGCCUGUGGGCUGGCGGGCCUCAUUGGCUUAUUCCUUCUCGGGCUCUGUGUGAUCAAACUGCGGGGCCGGGAGUCGGCACCACCCAGCGCCGAGGCCGGGGAGACAGCUAAUGGGAGCCAGGCGGAGCACACGGCCAACGAGGCCAGUGUGAGCUACAGUACCAUCACCAGUAUGCCCAUGCAUCACAAGACUCCAGCCACCCACCGGACCAAAGGUGACCAGGACAGGGCUGACACAGCACAGGCACCGGAGGAGCUGCACUACGCCUCCAUUGAAUUCUCCAAGCCGCAACGCAAAGCGGGGGAGCCUUCAGAGUCCCUAGGCAUGGAAUAUUCCAAGGUCCGGCGGAAAUAGCCCCCUCACACCAUGGGCCCAGGCUGGGUGUCUCCGGCCCAUCCAGUGCAGGGGGAUCACAGUGUGGAGGGAAGGGGGAAGGGGUUGGCCCAGGGCUGGACCUGCGACGUGGGAAACCUGGGUGCAAAUCCCUGCUCUGGCCUGGACUCAACUAGGCCUUGGAGAUGCUGGAGCACUGCAUUGAGGGGAGGUAUCCCAGAGUCCUCUGCAGCUGGGUCUCAAAGCCUGCCCCUUCCCAAACCCCACUGCCCCCAGAGGAAAGAGCCUCUCACCCCUCAGCCAGAGAGUCUCUCUUCUACCCUGCCUGAGCCCUCAUCAACUUCUUUCACAGAUGGACAGGAUUUUCAAGCUCAGGGGCAGCAGCUGGUGGGAGUGGAGGGAUGGGCUUGUGUUUAAGCUGCUGGCUGGGUACUCUGAGUUCUAAUCUCUGCCUCACUAGAAAUGCUGUACGGUGAGGUUGGGAGAGGUUGCUGCAUCUGUCUAGUCUCAGUUUCCUUACCCCAAAAAUCAGCAUAAUAAUGGUGCCCUGGGUUACUUACAUUAUAAACUCUUAGGGGCAGGGAUGGUCUCUCCCUGUGUCUGGGCAGCACCUGGCACAACAGGGCCCUGGUCUCUGUCUAGGUCAAUCAGUGCCACGUGAUUAUAACUUCUUAAUAACAAUGUUCUAUUGAAGGUAACUUGUUCACUCCAAAGCCAAAAACAGCCGACUGUAAAAUUCCCUGUUUACAAACUGUUACUUGAAAUAGAUUUUCAUGUGUCAUUUUUUGUCACUGCUACUUUUUCAAAAAAGAGCCAAUUACAAGUAUGACUUAUUUGUGUCCAGUAAAGAAUCAGUUUUCACUUCUGUCUUUCCCCUGGAAGGCCCUGAUUGCAGCUGGUUUCUGGGCUGGGCCGGGCAUAACACGGCCCCAAUUCCAGCUGGGGCGAGGCCUGUCUCUCACUGUGUCUGAGCAGCACCUGGGACAAUGGGGCCCUUGUCAUAAACAUACAGCUAAGGGGAGCAUAAAAUCCAUCCUUUACCUCCAAGGGGUUAAGAAGCUCAAAUAACCUGGUUGGCACCUGACCAGAAGGACCAAUGGGGAAGGAAGAUACUUCCAAAUCUGUGGGGGGAGGGAAGAUUUUGUUUGUGCUCUUUUGUGUCUGCUCUCUCGGGAUGGAGAGGGACCAGGGCAGGAAAAAAACCUCUCCUAAAACCCUACCUGAAAUAAGCAUUAAAGGUUACAAAAAUUGU